GGAAGAAGAAGUUGCUUAAAAGGUUAGCCAGCUGUAGGACUUCAUCUCAUUGGACGAAGAAGCAGAAGGACUGGCACCGGUAAUCCAGCAGAUGUGGGUCGAGUCCUACAGCUACAGCUGGCUAACCUUUUCAGUGCCGCUUCUUCUUUCGUCCAUUGUUCUUCGGCACUUGAGGCUUUGUGUGUUGUCCCUUUUUCUGCGCAUACAGGAAUAAACAAUGGCUACAGGUGAUUCUGCCAAGAACAUCUCACUGACACUCACAUUUUAUUACCCGGGACCGAUGGACAUGACGAACUAAACACGUGCCAUGCUCCUAGGAAAAGGGUAAAGGGCGUCUACUCCGCGUUAAUGAAGAGCAAAGGGAUACUUGCGCGUUUGAGUCAUCAAUUUCCAGCCCUUCAGAGAUUUGACAACUGUCAUAAAUGGAGUUGUCCCCAAAGUUCAGCUAUCAGCUCACGAGAGUAAAAUCUGAACCUCCAGAUGUUCCAUGCCUACCAGGCGAGGGCCAGAUACAGCAACAGCACUGCAACGAGUCUACUUCAGAAGCUUUUGGAGGGCAGACAGUUGGAAUGUGCCACAUCAAAGAAGAACCUCCAGACGACUGUUCAGAUGAACAUCAGUUGAUAGAAGUGCAAACGGAGCCCUACAACACUGCAAUUUUGAUGGAACGGGACCACGCAGGACGCAGCCAUGACUCGACAUCCGAAGAUGCAACGGCCAGCACUGGUAUGCUUUGCCUCGAGGAUGAGCCCAAAGGCAUUUGUCGUCGAGUGUCUUCACGUUGCAGCUCUUCAAAUGGACAGUUCAACAUCAACACGGCAACAGUUCAGCCUCCAUUCGACAACCCUGCCCCAGUCACUGUGAACCGUCGACCAACCGAUCCGAAACCCAGCGACAUUUCUCCGGGCCACACAGAGACUCAAGAGGCAGGCGAGUCUUCGUCUCCGAUCUCCGACAACCAGAAAGACACGACGCACAAGUGUAAUGUCUGUUUGGCUCCGUGCAUCGAUAUUGGCCGCUUCGAAGUACACCUUGAAACAAACCACGCGACGGCAUUUACCUGCGACAGGUGUUCCGCGACGAUCCGCAACGUGUCAGCCGUGCAGGUGGGCGCGAAGCGUCAUAUGGUUGAAGGGUUGUACAAGUGCAAGGUAUGUACACUCGAAUGCGUGUCACAGGCCAGCUUGAAACGCCAUAUGCAUGUACACGAUUGCAACAAAUCUGGACAGUGUCUCAUUGCGUCGAAGGAUCAGGUGGGAGAGACGAGGCUCAGGUGUGACCUUGGUCCAGCUACAUUGUUCCAGUCAAACAGUGGCGAGAAGCACAUGCAGGAGCACAGUGACGAGAAGCCGUACACAUGCGAUAUCUGUCCUGCAAAGUUCAGCCACAAGACUAGCUUGCAACGUCACCAGAAGACACACACGGGCGAGAAGCCACACAAGUGCAAUCUCUGUCCUGCGGUGUUUAACCGUAGCACGAGCCUGCAGCGUCACAAGCGGACACACGUGGAUGAGAAGCCAUGCAUGUGCGAUAUCUGUCCGGCAACGUUCAGACGUAGAACGAAGCUGCAGAGUCACAUGAAGAUACACACGGGUGAGAAGCCACACAAGUGCGAUCUCUGUCCCAAAGAGUUCACCCACUCGCAUCUCCUAAAAGAUCACGUACGGACACAUACCGGUGAGAAGCCGUACAAGUGUGUUCUUUGUCCUGCAGAGUUCAGGUGCAGUACGUACCUGCGACGUCACACACUGACACACGCGGACGAGAAGCCACACACGUGCGAUCUCUGUACUGCAGAGUUCAGCUGCAGCGCGAAGCUGCGGCGUCACAAGUGGACACACACGGGCGAGAAGCCGCACAAGUGCGAUAUCUGUCCUGCAGCGUUCAGAUGCAGCUCGAAGCUGCGGCGUCACAUGCAGACACACUCGGGCGAGAAGCCAUUCAAGUGCGAUCUUUGUCCCGCGGAGUUCAUCUACGUCCAUGUCCUGAAUGACCACGUACGGACACAUACGGGCGAGAAGCCGUACAAGUGCGUUCUCUGUCCUGCCAGGUUUGGCCACAAAACCAGCCUGCAGCGUCACAAGAUGACACACACAGGCACGAAACCAUUCAAGUGCGAUCUCUGUUCUGCAGAGUUCAUUCAGAGGGCACACCUGCAGCGCCACAAGCUGACACACAUGGGCGAGAAGCCACACAAGUGUGAUCUCUGUCCUGCACAGUACAGCUGCAGCAAGGGCCUGUGGCGUCACAAGUUAACACACACGCGAGAAGGCGUAAACGUGUGGCCUCUGUCCUCCAGAGUACAGGCACAGCACGGACCUGUGGCUUCGCAAAUGUUGCAUACACCAGAGAUACGUGUACAGAGUGUCAAUCCAGUUCUGUUGCUUGGCCUCGUCCUUGAGACCUGAAGAAGCACACUGACAUGCACAGCGGGGAAAUGCUGUACAGCAUAAACUGUGGAGGUUGAACAAAGAAUUAGGGGACGCAUAGCACUCACUGUGUUCUUGGCAAUGGCAGUCUUGGCAAACGAUGUACAUAUGCAAACUGUAGCCCACCAAGUUUUGUCCCUGUCGGACGUUUAGUACAUGCACACGUAUAUAUGCUCAGGCAUAGGUCGUCAUUUCCUGAAAAAUUCAUUCAACAUCUCAUCACCAUCACAGCCCGUCACACCAUAACCGAUCAUUCUACAUAAACAUAAUAGCUCAUCACACCAUAACCCAUCAUUCAUCAGCAUAUACAGCUCAUCACAUCAUAACUGACCAUUCAUCAGCAUCACAUCAUAACGCAUCAUUCAUCACCAAAAUCACAGCCCAUCACAUCAUUACCCAUCAUUUGACAUCACAGCCCAUUGUGUCAUAGGUAAGAAUUCCAACUCCGGAACUCAUUCUGAAUCCAACUUGACUUUGUAGCUGAACACCAGGGACCAAUUAUGAGAUUGGAGGCAUUGGAUACUGAGCAGCAUGCCUGCGUUGAGCGACGACAUGGCUUCGGCGACCGUGUGCUGGCUCCUGGGCAGAUUUCAUCUUGGUUACAGGCGUUACAGGUGGCACUCGUUACGGUGACGUUCAUAAAUUGAACGCAUGUUGUGUUGUGGUGGUAUUGCAAUGGUGGGCGAUGUGUAAAUGUGAGGUGCGUGCAGUGAACUGGCGACUGGUAUGCCAGCACCCAGUUUUGGGAUUGCUGCGCAACGUGUUGAUCGAGUGUGUUGCACUCGAAAAGGGCAUAACAGAUCUCGACCUCUGGUCGCUUUAUGGUACCAACUUUCGUGAAGCUGCACUACUGCUUAUACAGCUAGCACGUUUUCGUCUUCUGCGACAGGUACGUGGAACCAUGGUGGUUGCGCCUGAUGAAACUGCUCACGGUCAGAACGACCUGUUUGCACUGGCACUGAGUUGAGGCAAUGACUGGGAUCCCAUGGUGGACGGAGGCAUAUCGGCGUGUGCCAGUAGAGGGUGAGAGGGAGAAUCGUGACUUCGAUCCUGUUGUUCUGUGUCUCGUGUUUACAGAGCCAUUUUCUUCCUAGUCUACUGUCUCAAUGUGCUGUGUAUUUAAAGGGAGACUUUGGAAGGAUUUGAAAAAAAAUUAGGUGAGCAUCAUAUCGAACACGGACCGCUCACUUGAUACCAAAUACGACAUUCGCAUUCAUUUUGUGCGAGUAAUUAAUUCGGAAACGAUGGCAAUACUGACAUGAAAAGCGUGCAGCAGUUCGCCGGGAGGAAGAUACUGUGACGUCUGCUACGAAACUUGCAUUCUUCUAUGCAGGAUGACGUCGUCAGUGUUGCUUUCGGCGCCCUCUUGCUUCACAGAGGCGAAGCGCUCACUUCGUAAUAAUUCGUUCGAAUAAAAUCUGCGGACUUUGGGAACGCGAUAUUUCGUAUGUGUGUUCCUGACACCGCAAGGGUUACUGCUAUGUCACAAUUAUUGUGGUGAUUUUGUUGCAGAGUCCCACUUUAACCACCGCUUUGAAAUUUGCAUAUUGCAAACACGUAAUAAUUAGACUGCGUAUUUUCGUGCAAAUGCAUGUUUUUUUCUCUCUCGACACAGUGUCUUGUCUGGAUGAUAGAAACCCAUUUGCUCGUGACUUUGGAUCAAUUAAAGGAGCUCUGUAUAGCGCA
Ornithodoros turicata is the source of this 4115-nucleotide messenger RNA. RefSeq names its product zinc finger protein 883-like. The transcript is spliced from 5 exons. Gene Ontology annotation, biological process: regulation of transcription by RNA polymerase II. NCBI's taxonomy places the organism in Eukaryota, Metazoa, Arthropoda, Arachnida, Ixodida, Argasidae. Gene Ontology annotation, molecular function: RNA polymerase II cis-regulatory region sequence-specific DNA binding; DNA-binding transcription factor activity. The coding region runs from base 423 to 2408 and encodes 661 amino acids. The record is from RefSeq and is a predicted model, not a curated record.